Messenger RNA from Anopheles moucheti, 735 nucleotides. Its product is annotated as histone H1-like. Gene Ontology annotation, cellular component: nucleosome; nucleus. Lineage: Eukaryota; Metazoa; Arthropoda; Insecta; Diptera; Culicidae. Gene Ontology annotation, molecular function: structural constituent of chromatin; double-stranded DNA binding; nucleosomal DNA binding. Gene Ontology annotation, biological process: negative regulation of DNA recombination; chromosome condensation; nucleosome assembly. The record is from RefSeq and is a predicted model, not a curated record. The transcript has a single exon. The coding region runs from base 1 to 735 and encodes 244 amino acids.
AUGGCCGAUACCGUAACGACCGAAGUAGCUGCCGCAGCCGCCGCCCCAGCAACCGUGGCCAAGUCACCGAAGAAGCCGAAGGCCGCCGCUGGCCCCAAGAAGCCGAAGCAACCGGCAGCGCAUCCUCCAGUGAACGAGAUGAUGCUGGCCGCUGUGAAGGCUCUGAACGAGCGCAACGGUUCGUCGCUGCAGGCGAUCAAGAAGUACGUGGCGGCCAACUACAAGGCCGACGUGACCAAGCUGUCAUCCUUCUUCAAGAGGGCGCUCAAGAGUGCCGUCGUCAGCGGCAAGCUGGUCCAGACCAAGGGAACCGGAGCGUCGGGUUCGUUCAAGCUAUCAGCCGCCGCCAAGAAGCCAGCGGCAGCGAAGAAGGCAGCAGCCCCGAAGAAGUCCGCGUCGGCCGCCGACAAGAAGAAGAAGGUCGCUGCCAAGAAGCCGGCCGGAGAGAAGAAGGCCGCCGCCAAGAAGUCCACCAAGAAGGCAGAGGCUGGCAAGAAGCCGAAGACAGCCGCCGCCAAGAAACCGAAGGCCGCCGAUGGUGCAAAGAAGGCCGCCAAGAAGCCAGCAGCGCCCAAGCAGAAGUCCACGAAGCCAUCCAAGGCGGCGGCCGCCAAGCCGAAGGCACCGAAGCCAAAGAAGGCCGCAGCUCCCUCCAAGAAGGCUGCCGCACCGAAGAAAGCCGCCGCACCAAAGAAGGCAGCCGCUCCGAAGAAGGCAGCAGCAGCCAAGAAGUAA